Arvicanthis niloticus (Nile rat) is the source of this 186-nucleotide messenger RNA. The record is from RefSeq and is a predicted model, not a curated record. NCBI's taxonomy places the organism in Eukaryota, Metazoa, Chordata, Mammalia, Rodentia, Muridae.
AUGCAGACAAAUACGGUGGGGAGUUUGUAUCAGCAUAUAAUGUUGCUCAGGGACAGAGCCAAUCUCAUCCCUAAAACUCCUUUAACAUCUGAAUAUGAAUUAAGAAAUCUUGAUAUUCCACAGAGUCAGGAAUGGGUUCAUUAUAUGAUCUGUGAUCCAGAACCUCACAUCUUACUGUUCUGGUAG